UAUCACGUGUAACCUUUUUUCGAAUGUCGGUAAAUGGUGUGACAUUCGCAAGGUGGUAACUCAUGCUAUUUGCUGCAAUAUUUAGAAAAUUGUUACGGAAACGCGAAACUUUUUAAUAAAAAUCAAGAACAAAACAUGGAACCUAUGACUCUGGGAUCACCGAUGAGCAGUCCUAUACAAACUCCUGGCUCUCCAGGAAGUUCCUCGGUAUAUCUGCCAAGUUUCCUCUUGGGCGAUACCGCUACCCCAAUAAAGAAUAUGACACCUCAGGAUAAUCCACGACAUUUGAAUAUCACCAAUACCAGUCUGAUGUCGCCGAUUUCAUACGGAACUCCUGAUUAUCGGUCUAACCGUGAGAAAGCAGUAUUUGGGAACGCUAGAACUCCUAUCGCAUCACCAAUAAACACAAAAAAUCAUACCGGAGGACCACCGACCCGUGGAUUGUUUGAUAUUCUAGAGACUUCGCAACUGUCUUCCUCAUACGCACCAACUACUACAAAUCCAAAUGUCACACCCAUGCAAGCCAAUCAAUCAAAACUCAUGAUGAACACAAUAAACAGCCCACUGUUGUUCCCUGACAGUCCAAUGACUUCAAGCACAAGCGAAUCUCAAGGUCUACUGCAGUGGGUAACUGUUUUUGGCUUUUUGCCAACCGAUAUUAACGCUGUGCUGUCUCAUAUCUCCAGCAGAGUCCGAAUAGUGGAUAAACAUCCAGCCCCGCAACCACAGAGCAAUUGGAUGCAUUUAAAAUGUGCCUCGGAGCAAGAAGCGCAAAGAGCCCUCACAUGUAACGGCAGUAUUGUUUCGGGCUCGAUCAUGAUCGGCGUGAUACCAUGCACGGACGAAGGCGUUGUUAUGAGCUCGGACAAGGAAAACCGCGCCAAACUGAACGGCAGCACGAGAUCGUUCUCGUCAAUCGCGAAAGGUAGUCAGUCACCGAAUUUCAAUGGAAUGUCGCCUGGCAGACGACGAAAAUUAAGAUCCUUGGCAGCUGGUUACAAUCAGCAUUUUAGUCCGCAAACAGCACAAUCGCCGGAGAACGUACCACAAAAGUCGGCCGGUUUAGUAUCAAAAGCAAUGGAAUAUAUGUUUGGUUGGUAGCCUAUCAAAUGAUUGUAUCGAACUUUACACCUUCCAAGACUCAACUUGGGAGAUCGCAUAAUAAAAGAAGAAAAUGGAAAGUGUUCAAUGUGAUUUUUAACUAGAAACAUCAAAUCUUUCCGCUGUUCUGUUAUAACAAGGAAAUGUUUUAAAUAUUUGAAGUAUGCGAUGUGUGUACAAUAUGUACGAUGUAAGAUGUCUUUAGAGCUAACUCCUUCGAGAUACAUUAUUACAAAUUAUCACAUGUUACUCAAAUAGCUUAUAUAUCUUGAUGAUUAUGUGGGACAAAAUAAAAAAUGUUGUACACAUGUA
Molecule: messenger RNA, 1413 nt
Organism: Harpegnathos saltator (Jerdon's jumping ant)
Lineage: Eukaryota; Metazoa; Arthropoda; Insecta; Hymenoptera; Formicidae
Product: nucleoporin NUP35
Exons: 3
Coding region: 136-1101 (321 amino acids)
Biological process (GO): NLS-bearing protein import into nucleus; nuclear pore organization
Cellular component (GO): nuclear membrane; nuclear pore central transport channel; nuclear pore nuclear basket
Molecular function (GO): nucleic acid binding; structural constituent of nuclear pore; phospholipid binding
Source: RefSeq, a predicted model, not a curated record